Messenger RNA from Brenthis ino (lesser marbled fritillary), 216 nucleotides. The record is from the annotation of a GenBank genome assembly. NCBI's taxonomy places the organism in Eukaryota, Metazoa, Arthropoda, Insecta, Lepidoptera, Nymphalidae.
AUGUAUACAGUUCUGUCUUCUGCAGAGGAAAUGUUUAUUGAAACAUCCACGAAUACUUCCGGAAUAUACAUUGACCCUAUUGGCACGCUGAAAAUAAUAGACGGUUUUCUUAACGUCGUAAUUCCUGUACAUAUUUCUUAUAUACAACCGCAUAUUGAAAAUCUUAACGGUGUGAUAGGCACCUCUAAGUUCCUCUGUAGACAAACGGCUCUACUC